Messenger RNA from Austrofundulus limnaeus, 733 nucleotides. RefSeq names its product programmed cell death 5 (gene pdcd5). Gene Ontology annotation, molecular function: DNA binding. Gene Ontology annotation, cellular component: nucleus; cytosol. The record is from RefSeq and is a predicted model, not a curated record. Lineage: Eukaryota; Metazoa; Chordata; Actinopteri; Cyprinodontiformes; Rivulidae.
GAUUCUCAGUAGGGCCUUGCCUCUGCUCUGGCGUGUUGUAGUGUGAUUUUCAGUCCCACCCCAGAGUUGUAGCCUUUACAUUACUGUAUAAAACAAUGGCAGACGAAGAAUUAGAUGCGAUAAGGCGGCAGAGAAUGGCGGAGCUACAAGCUAAACACGGGGAUUCUUCAAAUAAUCAGCAAGGAGAAGAAGCCAAACAAAAAGAAACAGAAAUGAGAAACUCGAUAUUGGCUCAAGUUCUAGACCAGUCUGCUCGUGCAAGAUUGAGCAAUCUUGCGUUGGUGAAGCCAGAGAAGGCCAAAGCAGUGGAGAACUACCUUAUUCAAAUGGCUCGUUUUGGACAGUUAGGAGGGAAGAUUACAGAGUCGGGAUUGAUYGAGAUCCUAGAAAAAGUCAGUCAGCAAACAGAGAAGAAGACCACUGUCAAAUUCAACAGACUGAAGGUGAUGGACUCAGAUGAGGAGGACGAUUUCUAAGUUUAUACAAAAGUCCAGGAAUGAGCCAAAAGUUCAGGAGUAGAUAUCCAUUGUUGGGACGCUGACAGGAUCUAUGACUUGUGUCUUCUUGUCAAAUUCCUGAGAUGCCACACAACCUACGUUCGGAACGGCGGAACGGACACACCAAGACAAAAGAAAAAGGACAUUUGGUUAAUAUUUUGGCAUCUGGUUGGUGAUAGAAAACACAGUGUUCAAACAGGUUUCUUUUCUUUUUUCUUGUUCUUUUUUUUUUUUUU